GGAAAACGAAAAGAAAUCACGGGGGAAAUUCGUGCCCGGCCCUCUUUUGUCCUCCUCCGCCGUUGCCUCGCUUGCUUGCUUGCUGCUGCAGGUGAGUGCUGUGCUGUGCUGGUGGAGACGGGAGCCGGGCCGAGGCGGAUCGGGGAGGAGGAGGGAGGCAGGGGGUGGUAGAUCCGGCGGGCGUGGCUCGCAACAAGGUUGGUGGGAGGUUGGUGGAGGAGGAAGGAAGGGGAUGGAGCGGAAGGCGGUGGUGGUGUGCGCGCUCGUCGCCUUCCUCGGCGUCCUCUCCGCCGCGCUAGGCUUCGCCGCCGAGGGCACCCGCGUCAAGGUUUCGGAUGUGCAAACUGAUUCUUCUCCAGGGGAAUGCAUAUACCCAAGAAGCCCAGCGUUAGGCCUUGGGUUGAUGUCUGCCGUCGCCCUUAUGGUCGCACAGGCUAUUAUCAAUACAGUUGCUGGUUGCAUCUGUUGUAAGAGGCAUCCGGUUCCUUCAGACACUAACUGGAGUGUGGCUCUGAUCUCAUUCAUCGUAUCUUGGGUCACUUUCAUAAUCGCGUUCCUUCUCCUGCUGACCGGAGCCGCGCUGAACGACCAAAGGGGCCAGGAGAACAUGUACUUCGGCAGCUUCUGCUACGUCGUCAAGCCGGGGGUCUUCUCCGGAGGGGCGGUGCUCUCCCUCGCGAGCGUGGCCCUGGCCAUAGUCUACUACGUGGCCCUGACGUCGUCGAAAGGCCCGCCGAGCUGGGGCCCGCAGCAGAACCAGGGCAUCUCCAUGGGCCAGCCCGUGAUCCCGCAGCAGAGCAGCGAGCCGGUGUUCGUCCAUGAGGACACCUACAACCGGCAACAGUUCCCAUGAGUGAUCACAGCCAUAUUCAAGCCAGCCAUUUCGAGGGUCGCCCAUGAGGACACUUGCAACCGGCAGCAGUUCCCGUGAUCGCAGUCGUAGUACCUAAGCCGUUUCGACGGCCCACAUGAACGCUAUGUUGGCGAGUUUGGUUUGUAUAGCCCUGCAGGUUAGAACAAUAGCAGCAGCUUGGUUACCGUUAUUAUUAGCUAGGUUCAUCAGUCUUCUCUUUUUCUUUGUUUGAGACUUGAGAAAGGCGGCGGCAUGCCUGUUUCGUCGGUAUGGAUAUUUGAAUUUUAAAUGAACUGGGUAAUGUUGAGGUUGA
Triticum aestivum (bread wheat) is the source of this 1166-nucleotide messenger RNA. RefSeq names its product protein MODIFYING WALL LIGNIN-1-like. Bases 233 to 853 code for a protein of 206 amino acids. Lineage: Eukaryota; Viridiplantae; Streptophyta; Magnoliopsida; Poales; Poaceae. The transcript is spliced from 3 exons. The record is from RefSeq and is a predicted model, not a curated record.